Messenger RNA from Beta vulgaris subsp. vulgaris (sugar beet), 2106 nucleotides. Its product is annotated as zinc finger protein CONSTANS-LIKE 8. The coding region runs from base 115 to 810 and encodes 231 amino acids. Gene Ontology annotation, cellular component: nucleus. Gene Ontology annotation, molecular function: protein binding. Lineage: Eukaryota; Viridiplantae; Streptophyta; Magnoliopsida; Caryophyllales; Amaranthaceae. The record is from RefSeq and is a predicted model, not a curated record. Gene Ontology annotation, biological process: regulation of DNA-templated transcription. The transcript is spliced from 3 exons.
CCACCUAAGCCUCCCAAAUUUUAAAGGACUUUUGGUUCUUAUACAAGAAUCAUACUAUCACUUCCCCAAAUUUUUAAGGCCACUUUCCCUUAAAUUGAAAAGAGAUAGAGUGAGAUGAGGCAAAGAUCUUUGUUAAGGUGUCCCAAAAAAGAAGAGCAACAAUUAGUCCCAGAAAAAUUUGAAGGAAUUGGGAAUUUAGAGGAAAUUAAAGGGUUUUUGGGUAUCAAUAAUUUUGAUGCAAAAGUUGAAGAAGAAAAAGAACAACAUCAUGAAAUUUUGGUGAAUAAUACUAAUAAUUUUUAUGGGGAGCAUGAAAUUUUUGGGUGGGAUUUUUCCAAUUGGGAAAAUGAAGAUAAUUUGUUCCCAAAUCAUCAAGAAAUUAGAGAUCAAAGUUUCAAUAUUAAUGAUUUUGAUGGUAAUGUGAAAAAAGAAGAAGAAGAUUGUGGGAGUUUUUGUGGAUUUUGGGAUGAAAAUGUUAUGGAAGAGACAAAAACAAGCUUGAAUCUCAACUUGAAUUAUGAAGAAGUACUUGAAGCUUGGUCUAACAGAGGUUCUCUUUGGGCUCAUAAUCAUCAUCCUUCUUUAUCCAUGUCAAGUAAUCAUUAUAUGGGUGAGGUUCCAAAUUUAGAAGAAGAAAGAACGAGAAGAGAAACCAGCGUUCUUCGAUAUAAAGAAAAGCGUCGAAGUAGACUUUUCUCUAAGAAGAUAAGAUAUGAAGUACGCAAACUUAAUGCAGAUAAAAGACCUCGUCUUAAGGGUCGGUUUGUGAAGAGGAUUUCAGAUGAUAAUUAUGAUAAAAUGUCUAGAUGAGGAUGAAAUAUCUUCACAAAAAAAAAAAGAUAUUUCCCACAGUUGCACUAUAAAACUUUUUGCUGACAUGUCUUUGCUUUUGUACAAUUUCCACUUUUACAAAAUAUCAGCUUCUUUUUGGCCAUUCUCCCCAUUAGAUUUUUAUACUUUGGAGUGUGGACGGUGGGCCUGCCUCAAUCAUACAUUUUCAGUCUCUUGACCUCCAUUUCCCUAUUACUUUCUAGCCAAAGUAUAUCUUAUCUUUUAUUGGAGGAAUUUUGCUUUCGAUAUCUUUCAGAUUCCCAAUUUCUUAGCUUAUUAUGAAUGUGUUAGGUUAAGCCUAAUGCUUUUGUACUGCAUUAUAUGGAUUUUUAAACUAUUUUAUAUAUUUUCAUUUGACAAAUUUGUAAUUUAAAGGUAAGAAAAACAUUUGUUAUAUGAAAUUUUAUUAAAUCUGUUUCGAUAUCUACUUUCUAAAUAUCACCUUUUUGUAAUUUUUACUAAUAUAUAAUUAGAGCUAUUAAUAGUGACAGAUUCGCUUUAAAAUUUGUAUGAUAUAAUUAUAAUAAUACAAAGGAAGUAUGACCACUCUUUGUGCAUUGCUUUGCUUCAGCGAGGUUAUUCUAAUCUUUUAGCUGGAUAGAAAUAUAAGUGACAAAACUGAUGACAAUAAGGAUGAAGUGGGAAUGUGGGUGGGGGGUGAGAGUAAGAGUAAAGUGGUUGGUGUUUAUGAUAUUUUUUAUGAAAUAAUUUUUUAAAAAAUGUCCGAGAAAGAAAAAUGAGAAAACCAAAAAGGACGGAGGGAGUAGUAUACAUAGUAGAAACGCGAAGUAGCUACUGCUGAAGGUAAGAAGAUCUAGAGAGCUUGCCUAAGAAGCUCUUCUUGGCUAGACUAUCCAUCGUUUUUUGAGAUAUUUGCCUAGCCAACCAUACUCAAGCAAGCUUGAAUAGAUGGUCGAGGGAGAAAAAAUAGAAUAAGUGGACGGACCAUCUUUAUUUGAUUUUUCAAUUUUUUCACCUUGCUCUAAUUUUUUUUGAACUUGUUAGGGUUUUUUAUGUAGUUAUUUCUUGUAAUUAGACAAUCUAUUAUUCAGCCAAAUUUAUGUGUCUUUCUUUAAUGGAUCAUUUCCUUUCCUUCCUUAAGGCUAAGCUUGAGUAAAGUACCAAUUAGAUACGUAUAUUGCAAUUUUUGAGAGUUUUUUAUCCCAUGUCUUGACAUCCAGAUGUAUAAGGUUAUUUAGAAAUAAUAUUUUGUCUUAGUUUUAAAUUGUUAAUGUAAUUAAGAAAGUUCUGUCAUUAUAAUGUGAUUUUUUGAUA